UUGAAUGUAUAGCUAGUUUAUCAGAUAUAUUAUUGAUAAAGGCUCAAACCUUGGGUGUACUAUUGAUAAUUUCCAUAAAGUUUUUAUCAUGUUUUUUUUGUAAAUGUCUUUUAUGUUACAUGUUCUGGUUCACCCGGUACCAACCAUACAUUAAUUUUGUUAUAGUAUUUUUAUACACAAACAAAAACAAUGACCCGGAAGGGCCAAAAAAAGGGGACCGAGAACGAGUUUACCACCAGAUCAUGCCGUGGUGUCAUGCGCUCGGGACUUUCACGUCCCUUAAGCCUGAGGCCCUUUUUGGUUUUGACGAACGAAUUGAAGGGAUUGGCGGUUUGGUUGGCAGCGACACAAGAGAGGGAAGUGAAAAUUGAACAAAAGGAAUUUUUUUUUUUUUUUUUUUUUUUUUUUUUUUUUUUUUUGAGAUAUUCGAAUAUUACCUCAAAAUUUUCAAAUUGGGAUGUCAUCCUGAAGCUUAUGUCUAAUCUGUCAAAUACUAUGUACCUUGCAUGUAUAUGAUUUGUAACGGCGGCGGAGUUGUUGGAACUGAAACAAUUGAAUUAAAUGUCGCUUCUCCGCAAGCUCUUCCACUAUCGCAAGCCACCUGACGGACUCCUGGAGAUAUCUGAGAGACUCUAUGUCUUUGAUUGUUGUUUUACUUCCGACUCCUGGGAAGAGAAGAGCUAUAAAGGUUACUUAGCAGGCAUAGUCAGUCAGCUACACGCACAAUUUCCAGAUGCUGCAUUGCUGGUUUUCAAUUUCCGGAAGGCAGAGGUGGAGACCUCGAUUUCAAAGAUUAUGUUGGAGUAUGAUAUGACCAUAAUGGAUUAUCCAAGGCAUUAUGAGGGUUGUCCUAUCCUUUCAAUGGAGUUGAUCCACCACUUUCUGCGUUCAACUGAAAGUUGGCUUGCACUGGGGCCACAAAAUGUAUUGUUGUUGCAUUGUGAAAGAGGUGGUUGGCCAGUCCUGGCUUUUAUGCUUGCUGCACUUUUGAUUUAUAGGAAACAAUACACCGGGGAGCAGAGAACCUUGGAUAUGGUUUACAAGCAAGCUCCUCGCGAGCUUUUGCCAUUGUUGUCACCUUUAAAUCCCAUCCCAUCGCAGCUUCGAUACCUUCAAUAUAUAUCAAGGAGAAACGUUGCUUUACAGUGGCCUCCUUUGGAUAGGGCAUUGACUUUGGAUUGUAUAAUUUUCAGACUUAUACCUGAUUUCAAUGGAGAGGGGGGUUGUCGUCCUUCAUUUCGGAUUUAUGGACAAGAUCCUCUUGGUGGUGAGGAUAGAAAUCCAAAAUUAUUGUUCUCAACUCAAGAGCAGUGCAAAGCUACCCGUACAUAUAAGCAGGCUGAAUCAGAGAUUGUUAAAAUUGAUCUAAACUGUAAUAUCCAAGGCGAUGUUGUUCUCGAGUGUACAAGCCUCUAUAAGGAUUUGGAGCAUGAAGACAUGAUGUUCCGCAUCAUGUUCAACACAGCUUUUAUAAGGUCCAACAUUUUAAUGCUUAAUCGAGAUGAAAUUGAUACGCCGUGGGACACUAAGGAUCAGUUUCCGAAGGAUUUUAGUGCAGAGGUUCUGUUUUCAGACAUGGAUGCCUCUGCUUCUAUUGUUGCUGCAAAUUUGUCGUGCUUUGAGGAAAAUGAGGGCCUUCCAAUGGAAGCAUUUGCUAAAGUUCAGGAGUUUUUUAGUCAUGUUGAUUGGCUAGAAUCGAGUGCUGAUGUUGCUCAAAGUGUGAUACAAAAAGUUCCACCACCACACAGUUCAUCCGAACACUUUGACUUCGCUACUGCUCCACAUGCUGUGAAUAUCAGUCCAAUGUGUAGAUCAAGCCAUCAGAAGCCCAAGGAAGAGAAGAAAUAUUACAUUCUUUGUAAAUCUGAGGACAAGGAUGAUCAGGUUUUUCUUUGUCAAAAAGUAUCGAAGGGUUGCAAUCUGGCCCAGUUGCUUCAAUAUCAACCUAGGGAAAUAGCUCAAACUGCUCUCUGCCCAGAAACAAGAAUGCUUUCAGCCGCAUCUCAAUCAUCAGCAAUUACUAAGUCACCGCUGACUGCUUCAGGAAGCAAGAUCCCAACAUUAGGGAGUGGGCCUCUGCCACCUCCUGAAACUCUCAAACAGCCAUCUGUUGAUCCUUCACAUGAAGAUACUAGCGUUAUGGCCAGAUGUCUAUCAGAAUUCUCAUCUCCUUCGGAAAAUACUCUAAGAAAGGAUCCAUGUUUUGAAAUGGCAACGUCAUCACUUCCAUCCCCUCCAAGAUCAUAUGUGAAUCCUUCAAGACUAGAAUCAACCCUUAAAUCUCCUUCUUCGCCAACACUUUCUAAUCCACCACCACCACCUCCUCCUCCCCCUCCUCCUCUUGCUGCUGCUGCUGUGCCUCUAUGUCCUCCAACACUUUCUUUAGAUGAAAAGUCAACCAACUAUGCUGAUGUUUACUUACCACCUCUAUUAGAUGUUCUUCCCAAAACUUCUGAUAAGCUGGAAGUAAUUGGAACUCUGUCAUCCCAGUCUCUUGCAUCGCCAUAUAAAAACAGUGCAGCAAAGUCUAGACCUUCCCCUCCCCCACUUCCUCCCGCAUCUCCUUUGAAGGAGAACAUUGGAAAAUCUGUACCUCCCCUAGCCCCACUUCCGCCUCAGAAGUCCGGUUCUUCAAGGUCAUUUCCGGCACCCCCGUCGCCUCCACCUCCUCGUGGUCUCGGACUUCAAUCCCAGCAACCACAAGUUACUCCAUCUGUUCCUUGUGCGCCUCCACUUCCUGUUGGUCUAAAUAAUGGAGCUUCAAAGUUGGCUACUAUUCCAGAUCCUGCAAUGCCUUUAAGCUCUCUGAAUGUGAAGGGACGGAGUAUUUCACGUUCUUUGGUACCGAAAAACUCCCAAACCAGUAAAUUAAAGCCAUUGCACUGGUUGAAGCUGACUAGAGCAGUGCAAGGAAGUCUUUGGUCGGAAACUCAAAAGUUUGGAGAGACCUCAAUUGCUCCAGAAAUUGACAUGUCAGAACUGGAGAAUCUCUUCUCUGCUUCAGUACCAAAUUCAGAUCAAGGAACUACCAUUGGAAAGUCUAAGCGUGGUCUUGGAGCUCCCAAAUCUGAUAUAGUGCAACUGGUUGAUCAUCGGCGAGCUUAUAAUUGUGAGAUCAUGCUCUCAAAAGUCAAAGUUCCAUUAAAACAACUGAUGGCUUAUAUACUUUCUCUAGAAGAUUCUUCUUUGGACAUUGAUCAAGUUGAGAACCUCAUAAAGUUUUGCCCGACCAAAGAGGAUAUGGAGCUACUUAAGGGAUACAAAGGACAGGUUGAUAAGCUUGGGAAGUGUGAACAGCUAUUAUUAGAAUUAAUGCGAGUGCCAAGAGUGGAGGCUAAGCUAAGAGUUUUCGCGUUUAAGAUGCAGUUUAGUAAUCAGGCUUCUGAUCUUAGGAAGAGCCUCAACAUCGUGAAUUCUGCUGCAGAUCAGAUCAGAAGUUCGAUGAAACUCAAACGAAUUAUGCAAACAGUUCUAUCACUGGGAAAUGCAUUAAACCAGGGUACAGCUAGGGGCAAUGCUGUUGGUUUUCGGCUUGAUAGCCUGCUGAAGCUCACCGAAAUCCGUGCACGUAAUAACAAGAUGAUUCUAAUGCACUAUCUUUGCAAGGUGAUCUCUGAAAAACUUCCAGAGCUCCUAGAUUUCUCAAAGGAUUUUGCUAGCAUUGAAUCAGCUACAAAGAGGAGAUGCAAGCAGUUAACAAAGGGCUGGAAAAGGUUGUGCAGGAAUUGUCCAUGUCAGAGAAUGAUGGGCCCAUCUCAGAUGCAUUUCGGAAGGUGCCUUCAAUUGAACUUUCUUUCAAAUUUUCAGAAUCUCAAGGAGUUUCUCUAUAUUGCUGAGGCAGAGGUGCGCUCGCUGGCAUUACUUUACUCUCGUGUUGGUAGAAAUGUUGACACUUUAAUAGUUUACUUUGGGGAAGAUCCAGCUUGUUGCCCAUUUGAGCAAGUUGUCACAACUCUGCUCAAUUUCACAAGAAUGUUCAACCGAGCACAUGAAGAGAACUGCAAGCAACUCGAACUUGAGAAGAAAACUGAAAGAUGUAGAAACUUAGUUCAGGACAAAACGGGAAAUUAAUAACUGAUUCCGGCCCUUCCAAUAAUGAUUACAAAAAAAAAUAAAAAAAUGACUGAAGUGAAUAAGAUCUCUUCAUGUGAGUGGUUGUGGUAUUUUCUUGAGAGGGAGAGAGGGGGGAUAAGAAGCCUCGGUUCAGCAGCUCCUCAUAGGAAUUGAGUUUGUCACGAGGAGAAGGUUAUCACCUGUUCAUUUGCCGCCUCCGGUUCUAGCUUUUGUAAUCCUUGGUACGAACCCAAUGUUGUAUGUUGCUUUCGAAGACUCUCUGCUUUGUUAUUUCUGUUUCACUGUAUUAUAGUAAAAAUAUAAACAUGUCACUACUUCCGUACUUAGGAAUGAUACGUGAUUAUUAAUGAAAUGAAUUUAUGGUGUAGGAUUCGAACAAUUUCCCUCAAAAUUACUUAAAGAUAAAAUAAUUUCUUAUUUGCAUUGGUUUUAAAACUAAUUCUCACCAUAUUGUCCACGUAGGAUUGGUGAUGGCUUCGUUUUUUUUUUUUUUUUUUUUUUUAAAUCUAGUUCACUGAAGAACCGCUAACGGUGAUAGCAGAUCUAUACAAUAAAACCGCUAUCACCGUUAGCAGUUCUUCUGAUAAAAAUAUAUCACACUUAUAACCUUCUUUCCACUUCCUUAAUUAGAAGAACCUCUAAUGCUGAUAGCGGUUUUAUUGUGUAGAACCGUUAGCGGUUCUUCAUUGAACCAAAAUUUAAAAAAAAAAAUAAUGAAGCUACCACCAAUCCUACGUGGACAAUAUGGUGGGAAUUAGUUUUAGAACCGACGCAAAUAAGGAAUUAUUUUAUCUUUAAGCAAUGUUGAGGGAAAUCCCUUGUAGAAAUCUGUAUAUUCUUUUACCAUAGAAGCUCUGUAUAGAAUUCCGAAGCAUAACUUUUACAAUUUUUGUUU
Chenopodium quinoa (quinoa) is the source of this 4969-nucleotide messenger RNA. RefSeq names its product formin-like protein 13. The transcript has 17 exons. The coding region runs from base 562 to 4071 and encodes 1169 amino acids. The record is from RefSeq and is a predicted model, not a curated record. NCBI's taxonomy places the organism in Eukaryota, Viridiplantae, Streptophyta, Magnoliopsida, Caryophyllales, Amaranthaceae.